Molecule: messenger RNA, 2781 nt
Organism: Colius striatus (speckled mousebird)
Lineage: Eukaryota; Metazoa; Chordata; Aves; Coliiformes; Coliidae
Gene: PPM1D
Product: protein phosphatase, Mg2+/Mn2+ dependent 1D
Exons: 6
Coding region: 96-1874 (592 amino acids)
Biological process (GO): protein dephosphorylation
Cellular component (GO): nucleus; cytosol
Molecular function (GO): mitogen-activated protein kinase binding; cation binding; protein serine/threonine phosphatase activity
Source: RefSeq, a predicted model, not a curated record
CGCCGCCGCCGACGUCAACAAUAGCCGCGGCGGCGGGCGGGGAGCCAUCGCGGGCGGGGAGCGGCGGGCGCCGCUGCGCCGAGCCUCCCCAUCCCAUGGAGGGGCCGUACUCGCUGGGGGUGAGCGUGUACUCCGACCAAGGCGGCAGGAAAUACAUGGAAGACGUGACCCAGAUCGUGGUGGAGCCCGAGCCGCCGGCUGAGGCGGAGCGCGGGCCCCCGCACAAAGGCGGAGCGGCGCCCGAAGGCCCGCGCGCCGCCGAGCCCCUCGCUGAGAGCGGCCGGCGGAGGGGAGGCAGCCCGCGGACGCAAGAGGACAGAGCGCUGCCUCCCAGCCCUGGCUCCGGCCGGCGCCCGCGCCGCUCCGUGGCCUUCUUCGCCGUGUGCGACGGGCACGGCGGCCGGGAGGCCGCCCAGUUCGCCCGGGAGAACCUGUGGGGCUUCAUCAAGAAGCAGAAGGGCUUCGGCUCGGCGGAGCCGGCCGAGGUAUGCGCGGCCCUGCGCAAGGGCUUCAUCGCUUGCCACCGGGCCAUGUGGAAAAAGCUGCCAGAGUGGCCGAAGACUGUGACGGGUCUCCCAAGCACUUCGGGAACUACUGCCAGUGUGGUCAUUAUCCGCGGGUCAAAGAUGUAUGUCGCUCACGUUGGUGAUUCAGGAGUGGUGCUGGGAGUCCAGGAUGACCCCAAAGACAACUUUGUGAGAGCUGUGGAGGUGACACAAGAUCACAAGCCGGAACUUCCCAAGGAAAGGGAGAGAAUUGAAGGCCUAGGGGGCAGUGUGAUCAACAAGUCUGGUGUGUAUCGUGUUGUAUGGAAGAGACCCCGUCUGACUCACAAUGGCCCGGUGCGCCGCAGCACUGUCAUUGACCAGAUCCCCUUCCUGGCAGUUGCUAGAGCACUUGGUGAUCUUUGGAGCUAUGACUUUUACAGUGGUGAAUUUGUCGUGUCUCCUGAACCUGACACUAGUGUGCACACAAUUGAUCCCCAGAAGCACAAAUAUAUUAUCCUUGGCAGUGACGGGCUGUGGAAUAUGAUCCCACCUCAAGAUGCUAUCUCCAUGUGCCAGGAUCACGUCAUGGGAGAGCACCGACAGUCCUGUGCCAAGAUGCUGGUGAACAGGGCACUAGGCCGGUGGAGGCAACGCAUGCUUCGUGCAGAUAAUACCAGUGCCAUCGUAAUCUGCAUCUCACCAUUGCAGGACAGCAAAAGGAACUUGGAAAAUGAAGAAGAAUUGUAUCUCAAUUUGGCAGAGAGUCCCUGCUAUAGCAGUCCUGAUAUGAAUAUCAUGACACCCUCACGCUGCUGUACCCCUCCUGUCAAGCUUUUAGAAGAUGACCCAUGGCCACGUCUGAAUGCGUCUGAGCCCAUUCCUCCCCUCAUGCAUAGCAACAUGAUUUCAGAAAAAUGUUUAGAGCUGCCAAAUGAGAUAGCCAAAAGCAAUUUACCUUCAUCAGGAGCAACCCUGAAGGAUUCAGGCCUCCAGGAGGAGAAGUGCAGCAAAGCAUUGGCUUUGAGGAUACACGAAUCCUACAGCAAUGGUUUGUCAGUCAAUCUCUCUCCUUCCAACUCCGCAAAUUCAGGAAUGGACCAAAAAAGCUUCAAGGUGUCUCCUAAUGGCCAAACAAAAGCCCAAGACACAGAGAAGAUCCCCACAGCAAACUUUAAAAGGACAUUGGAAGAAUCCAACUCUGGCCCUGCUGUGAAGAAGCCAAGACGUGGCCUGAGCCGAAACAUUAGUGUCCAAUCAGAAGGUAUGUCCACGACUCCACAGCGCAAAAACUCAAACAAGCUGGCCAUGCGCCGCAGCCUGCGGGGCCAGAAGAAGCUCAGCAACACGCUCUUCCACCCUCCCAGGAAAGCAGUCUGUGUUUGCUGAAGAGCCUUUGUGUGAGGAAGUGUCUUUUUAGGCUGAUUAGAAUUUUAAAGUGGAUGCAGAAGUUUGAAACUCUUCCUGUUUUAUCUUUUUUUAAAGUAGAAACUUUUUUUUGGUAUCAAACAGCUUUAUCCCAGCCUUGUACUUGCUUGUAUUAUAACUGUGAAUUUUGUAGAUGUGUAGGGUAUAAGUCACUGUAAAAUGUGUGUAAAUUUGUAUUCCUUCAUAUAAAUGUAAUCUCUUCCUUGUAUAAUUGUUACAGCAGGGCUAAACCUUGUUUAAAAAAAAAACAAAACAAAAACAAACAACAAAAUCCUUUUUGUUAAUUUACUAAAGUCCUGAAUUUGUAUACGCUUCUUGUGAUGAGGAUUUCACAACUUUUUAACUAAAGUAAAUUAUUAAACAGAAUGGGAGAUAUGUAUUUUCGUAGUACUAUACGUUCCACUUAAAGUGUGUCUUUUAGAGAAUACACUAGGUCUAUAUUUUGUUUCUAAAUUUUAGAUUUCUCUACUCAGAAAUGAAAUGUACGUGGAAGCCGAGAUGUUGAGUCUUGCUUUACACAGCUCCAUGUCUAUUUCUUUAUGUUAAUUAAAAUACUAUGCAGUAUCUUAUUUAGCUGUAUUUUUUUGUAACAUUAAUUGUCAAACUAUUUAGCAAAAAAAAGUGUGUGUUUUAAAUCUCCACCUCCCCAAAGCAUCCUAUAUAGCCAUUCCCAUCCCCUUUUAUCAAUGAUGGAAUUUUGAUCCAGGCAUAAAUGUGUGCCCUAUGGAGGCAUAAAUUUUCUGCUAUUCCAAUACUGAUGGUGCUGCUAAUAUCUUUCAACAUAAGUUCUUAAAUUAUUUUAUGACUGUUUUCACUCAGUAUGUGGACCAUGUGUAUGUUCACCUAAAUAAAACACGUGAAAAUUUGA